Molecule: messenger RNA, 1314 nt
Organism: Aspergillus costaricaensis CBS 115574
Lineage: Eukaryota; Fungi; Ascomycota; Eurotiomycetes; Eurotiales; Aspergillaceae
Product: putative acid phosphatase
Exons: 3
Coding region: 1-1251 (416 amino acids)
Biological process (GO): phospholipid catabolic process
Molecular function (GO): hydrolase activity, acting on ester bonds
Source: RefSeq, a predicted model, not a curated record
AUGUUCACCAAGCAGUCCCUCGUGACCCUCCUCGGAGGUCUUUCUCUGGCUGUGGCCCAGACCACCACGGAGGAAUACCCCUCCUUGGCUGAGAUUCGUGCUGCACAGGCUACCGUGCAGCCUUACUCUCCCGUUUCGAAUGUCAAGGGACUGGCGUUCAAUCGCUUUGUGAACAUCUGGCUGGAGAACACCGAUUUUGAUGCUGCUGCUGCCACAGAGCAUCUGCCGGUGCUGGCCAAGAAGGGUCUCCUUUUGAACAACUUCUGGGCUGUUACUCACCCUUCGGAGCCGAACUACUGCGCAUCUGCUGCUGGUGACACUUUCGGCAUGGACAAUGAUGACUUCCAUCAGAUUCCUUCCAACGUUUCUACCAUAGCCGAUUUGUUCGAUACCAAGAACAUCGCCUGGGGUGAAUACCAGGAAGGCCUCCCCUACCCUGGGUACCAGGGUUACCGCUACCCCGAGAGCGGUGCCAACGACUAUGUUCGCAAGCACAAUCCUCUGAUCCUGUUUGACUCGGUCACCGAAGAUGCUCUCCGUCUGCGCCAAAUCAAGAACUUCAGUAGCUUCUACGAUGAUCUGGAAAACCACCGUCUUCCGCAGUACAUGUUCAUCACCCCCAACAUGACGAACGAUGGCCACGACACCAACAUCACAUUUUCCGGUGACUGGACUUGGAGCUUCCUAUCCGAGCUUCUGGAGAACGAUUACUUCACCAAGGACACACUUAUUAUGCUCACCUUUGAUGAGACCGGCACCUAUGAAAUCGGUAACAACAUCUACACCUUCCUUCUCGGCGGCGCCGUCCCGGAUGAUCUUCUGGGUACCAAGGAUGACACCUUCUACACCCACUAUUCCGUUAUCGCUUCCCUGUCUGCCAACUGGGGCCUCCCCUCCCUGGGUCGCUGGGACUGUGGUGCGAACCUCUUCAGCUGGCUGGCCAAGAAGACCGGCUAUGUUAACUAUGAGGUUGAUACGAGCAACUUGUAUAUGAACGAGACUCACUGGGGUCCUCUGUCCGAUGAUGACUACAGCGAGUACUACGCUGGCUGGCCUGUUCCCACAACUGAUGCCAGCUGCUCUGCUGGCAACGGAAUCCUUUCUACAGUCAAGAAGACCUACGAGGGCUUGACUGCCACCUUCAACUACACCACCCCCUUUCCCUACGACUCUCGCAGCGGAAACAAUGUCGGUGUGAAGUACAGCCGUACCCUGAAGAAUGGCAAGGUCGAGUCCGGUACUUCCGAGUAAGCUGACGCGUCGACAUAUUUGGCCGGGAGGAUAAUAAAUGGAAUGUGGACCCAUGAAUCUGAU